AUGCCUGGGAUCUUAGAUCAAACGAAUGCUUCACUUAUUUAUUCACCAUCUUCAUUAAUUUUAAAUACCACACAGUCAACACAUAUCAAUCCGAAUGAUAUAAAAGAUAAUGAAUACUCACAAUCAUUAAUUCAAUCAAAACCGCAUGAAGUUUUACAACAACAACAACAACAACAACCACCACCACCAACUUCAUCAUCAUCAAGUAAUUCUUCAAAACUUUCAGAAUCUACAAUUAAUAAUACAACUAUAGAUACAUCAAAUAAUGCAAUUGACUUAUCAGAUCAAAGUAAUGAAGCUAUAAAAUCCAGUGCAAUUGUCAAAACACUAAGUAGACAACCAUCAGAUAAAUUUAAACCUUCGACAAUUACUAUUCAAAAUAUAUCAAAAACAAAUUUUAAACCAUUGAAUUCAACAACUAAAACAAACAAAGAUAUAAAUGAAUCAUCAACAACUUCAGAAACCAAUACCACUUCCUCAUCAUCAUCAACCUCAACCACCUCAUCAACAUCACCAUCAUCAAUAAAGACAAAAGAAAUCCAAUUAACAGAAAUAAAACAACAAUGUUCAAAUUUAAUAAAAGAAUUAGAUUUAGAAGAUUCCAAUAAUAAUCAAAAUAACAAUAAUACUAAUAAUAAUAAUAAAUUUGAAAUUAUAAUAAAAAAACAUAUAAUUGAAUUAAAAAAAUAUAAUGAUUUAAAAGAUAUUGCUUUACAAUUAAUUGAAUUAAUUGCAAAUCAAAGAAUGAUUAAAACUGAUGAUAUUUUACAAGAAAUUAAUUUAUUAAAUUAG
Molecule: messenger RNA, 792 nt
Organism: Lodderomyces pseudojiufengensis
Lineage: Eukaryota; Fungi; Ascomycota; Pichiomycetes; Serinales; Debaryomycetaceae
Exons: 1
Coding region: 1-792 (263 amino acids)
Source: RefSeq, a predicted model, not a curated record